CUGCCCGUCUCUGGGGGCUCCGGCCGGUCGUCGUCCUUUAUCGGAGUCACCCUCUGCUUCGUCCCCUAUAUAAUAGGUAUCCCAUAGGUGCUGAGACCGCUCGCGAUACGCGUUAUCCUAUGUCCGUCCCUCCGUCGCGAUAGACGUUGGCAAGACAAUUCCAGACUCCGGAAGAGGAAAAGAGAACGCAACCGUAUACUCUCCCAUUGCGCUGCGUACCGACCUGCCCAUCGAGGGGCCCUAUUUGUGAACUCGGGUCCAACCUCUUUCCCCCUGUAGGGAUUCCGUUCCCUUCCCGACUCGACUCGUCGCAGGGAAACCAAGGAACCAGUAAGAGAAGCAAAUAAAGAAAGCCCGAAACCGAAGCCAUGCUCCAAGCCAUCUCCUCCGCCCACGACCCCCACCACGAGCGCCGCCGCAAGAACUCCCUCGUGAGCCUAAGCGCCGCCCUGCUCGACGGGAAGACCCACCUGCUGCUCGCCGCCAGCGGAUCCGCUGCCACCGUUAAGCUGCCGCUCAUCGUCGAGGCCCUCGGCUCGCGGCACCAACAGCGGCGACGGCAGCAGAGCGACGGCAGCCGCAGCAAGGACCUCAGCAUUCGCAUAAUCCUAACCCCGGCGGCCACCCGCUUCCUAGCCGGCCAGUCAGCCGACCAGCCCCCGGUGUCAGCCCUGCUUUCGCUGCCCUGCGUUGACGGCGUAUAUGUCGACGCCGACGAAUGGCGCGAACCCUGGAAGCGCGGCGACGCCGUUAUGCACAUCGAGUUACGACGCUGGGCACACCUCCUCGCCAUCGCGCCCCUGAGCGCCGACGCCAUGGCCAAGAUCGUCGGCGGCUUCGCGGACUCGCUUCUGACGAGCGUGGUGCGGGCGUGGGACCCGUGGAGCGAGCUUGACAUCCUGCCUCCCUCUUCUUCCGCCGCCACCGCCGCAUCGGCAUCGACGGAGACCCAGCAACCGCCGCGCCGCCGCCGCAAGAAGCGCAUCCUCGUCGCCUGCGCCGUCAACAUCGGGCAUCCCGUCACGACGAAGCACCUACGCGUGCUCGAGGAGGAGUGGGGCGUCAAGCCACAGCCGCCGAUCCCCACCGCCCACUCCGACGACGCCAGCGCCGCCGGCCCCCAGAAAGAGGCCAGAGAAGGAACCGGGGGAGAGGCCGAAGACGAGGGAGACGGCUGGUUCGAGGUACUGCGCCCGCGGCCUGCGGAUCUCGCUGCUCCGGGUGCCGCCGACGUUGGCGGCGACGGCGCCAUGCGUGACUGGCGAGACGUAGUAGCUAUCAUCGAGGACCGGCUCCGGCUGCUAGAGUGACGGGACAGGCUACAGACCGGUCGCGCGAGGGGGGGGGUAAGGGGUCGAGGGUAAGGUGCGAUGCGGAUAUGCAGGUACAAUGUAAUGGAUGCACGCCCGGAGGAAUGGGUCUGGGGAGGAGGUGGGCGGAGGUGGGCGGUAGAUAGCCAGCCCCAGCGUUGCAGACUCGGUUUCGGGGGCUAAAGGCGCGCCGAGGCUGGACGUGGGUAGAUCGAGUCUGCCUCUCUGAGGACGCCUUAUUUCUACUUGGCUAUCGGCUCGCCUCGCCUUGUCUAGCCUCGCCCACUG
Messenger RNA from Durotheca rogersii, 1598 nucleotides. RefSeq names its product flavoprotein. The coding region runs from base 369 to 1310 and encodes 313 amino acids. Lineage: Eukaryota; Fungi; Ascomycota; Sordariomycetes; Xylariales; Xylariaceae. Gene Ontology annotation, biological process: coenzyme A biosynthetic process. The transcript is spliced from 2 exons. Gene Ontology annotation, cellular component: phosphopantothenoylcysteine decarboxylase complex. Gene Ontology annotation, molecular function: phosphopantothenoylcysteine decarboxylase activity; FMN binding. The record is from RefSeq and is a predicted model, not a curated record.